This is a messenger RNA of Trichophyton rubrum CBS 118892, 552 nucleotides long. RefSeq lists its product as uncharacterized. Gene Ontology annotation, molecular function: structural constituent of ribosome. The record is from RefSeq and is a predicted model, not a curated record. Bases 1 to 552 code for a protein of 183 amino acids. Lineage: Eukaryota; Fungi; Ascomycota; Eurotiomycetes; Onygenales; Arthrodermataceae. Gene Ontology annotation, biological process: mitochondrial translation. The transcript has 2 exons.
AUGAGGCAGCAUCUUUCGCCCAUUGUUAACUCGCUCACGAGUGUGUUCAGACUCUCAACUCGACCUACAACGUUUCAACAACCCGGUCUACUGAGCCAAACAUGCAAGAACACACUGGCUCCAGGCUCACUUAUAUCAUCUGUCAAUGAUCUCAGGUCAUUCUCUUCUAGCUCAACAUUACAAGCUAGGAAGGCUCCUGUAAAAAUCGACAGACGAGUUACUUUAAUACGUUAUUUCCUCAAUCAUCCACUCACUCCGCGCCCCCUUCAUUUCUCACGCAACCGAUACCUGCGUCACUGGACAAUUCAUCGAGCCUGGCAGUUAUACACUGCUAAACAACGGAGAGCACAUCAAUUGGAGCUUGAACGUCAAUGGGCUAGCAUGAAAGAUGCCUGUGAGGAACUCCGCACUGGUGUUGGUGAUGGUGGAAGACUGUUCCGCACUUCGAUGAACAAGAGGGGCGUGUUUUCAGACGGUGUCCCAAUUGAAUAUGGACGGCUACAGACAGACAGCCCGAGCAAGGAUGGGUGGGACUAUUCUUGGAAACCUUGA